CGCUUCCGCACUGCCAAAUACAGAUGAUGUUUAAAUCGAUAAUUUACUCAAAGGUGACACCAAUAACUUCUUCCAGUAGUUCUUUAGUCGAUUAUAUUUACAACAGGCGAUCUUUCGGUGAACUCCGCGACUUAAACCGGCCUCGUUCGCGCUUACUAAGCCUCCCAUACUCAGCUCCUCUUAGAACGUAAGCAGAGCAGCCACAUUAUCUUUUGUUCAUAACAAAGGCCAAGGAAAGAGUUGGUCCCUUGUCCCUGUUUGUUUUCGAAUUGAUAGCCCGCAAUCUAGAUUCAACAUGAAGAAGUUUUCAUUCCGCACGUUCCGGCCGUCAAAAGAUUCGGGAGGAGAGCAAGGGUCAUCAUCAAGUGACAAGCAAGCUGUUUCCUCGAAGCGGAGAGAGCAAGUUCGGAAAGCUCAACGGACACAUCGCGAGCGCAAAGAAAUUUACAUGAAGUCGCUAGAAACAGAGGUACUACUGCUACGCACCAACGAAGCCAACUUACUGCAGGAAACCCGGAGCCUGUACGCAGAGAUUGACCAACUUAAGAGCGUCCUCACCGAACUUGGUGUCCAGUUGCCCAUCGUGGGUGCAUCAGGCCUGGCAGAGUAUGGAUCUACCGCAUUCCCCACCAACUCCGUGGUGAGUAUCCGGCAAGGCAGCAUAGGACCACAGAUACACGUGGGUCACUCAGCGGCAGAUACAAGGCACCGCAACGACGGAUCUCAUUUACCCGCAGCCCCUCCUACAGGCGGGGCUCAGCGUGUUUUUCAUAGAGAAGAUAGCCAGGCAUCGAAUGUCACUAGCAGCUUUCAAUCUCCUGCCUCUGGAGGGGUAUUGUCGUCUCCCAAUGCCUACGAAUCGGGACAGUCUGUGACAAGCCCCGAGAGCACCGCUGACAUCGACAUGGAGAGUAUCGGGGUAGAAUUUGUAUUAACCCUGGAGAGUCCCUGUCUCGGUCAUAUGCAAGGAAAUCCCGACGACCCAGAAGCCCCCAGUGGCCACGUUCUCACAGUCUCUGCGCCUCUCCUCUUCAGAGCUCCCAGCAUAGCUACAGGUCCCCACAUCUGCACCACCACGCCCUGGGAGGCACCCGCUUCUGGGCUUGAACGGCUCUUGAACCUAUCUCAGGGUUUGGUACUAGAUGGCGAGGUCACGCCAGUUCAAGCGUGGAAUUACAUCAGGCAGCGCGUGGGUCCCCAGGGCAUUGAGGUGGAGAGAUUGCGGGCCCUGACAGAGAGGCUGCUAAAGGAAGUUAGCUGCCAUGGGUUUGGCGCUGUUGUCGAACAAGGGGCUUUUGAGGGUCUGGUAUUCGAUACACUGGUAGUUGGACAGGCUUCUUAAAAGCUAGUUGGUAUUUUGAACACAAAAGCUGGGGCGUGCGUGAGUUCUACUUAGUAUCGGGGAUUGAAUCGGGGAUUGAACCGGGGAUUGGUCAAUUCCCGUCUGAAUUGUGUUACAUAGCUCUUCUCAUAGUGUAGUAACGCUUCACGGAAAUAAAGAG
Molecule: messenger RNA, 1502 nt
Organism: Pseudogymnoascus verrucosus
Lineage: Eukaryota; Fungi; Ascomycota; Leotiomycetes; Thelebolales; Thelebolaceae
Exons: 6
Coding region: 296-1342 (348 amino acids)
Cellular component (GO): RNA polymerase II transcription regulator complex
Molecular function (GO): DNA-binding transcription activator activity, RNA polymerase II-specific; transcription cis-regulatory region binding
Source: RefSeq, a predicted model, not a curated record